AUUCUGGGAUGUUUCUCAGAGAGUCAGGGCAACAUCUGGCUUCCUUGAUACACCAGAGGAGAAGGUGGUGUGUUGCUCUCUGAUAGCCCAACAUUGCUGACUCACGCCUGGAACCUGGUAGGUCUCUGUGGAAAUCCCCCCCACCCCAUGGGGUCAGUCUGCACACCUCAAAGCUCCUGGCUUAAAUAGUUUGGAGGAAGGAAGCAAAGUGACGGGGGUGAACUCAUAGCCAAGUGACAUACAGUCCUGGAGAGGGACUCAUCUUCACGGCUGCCUGGAGGAAAACACCGUACUGUCAGAACUCCCACCUGCUUCCCUGUGGACAUUUGUUGAGAGACAACCAGAGCGAAAUAACCGUUCACCCGCAGUGUUUUGCGGGCAGAAGAAGAGACGAUGGCAAGUCGACUCCGCAGCCCCCUGAAGGAACCAGAGAUCGAGCUCUUUGUCAAGGUAAGGGUUGGACUAAUAGACUGGUGUUGUCAGGGUGAAGCUGGUCAGCAAAAUAUGUUUAGUAAUGGGACCUGCAACAAAAGCCCUGGGGUAUUUUUGCUUGAGCCUCAGGUCAGCUGCUGCUUUCCCCUCUUCCCAGAGUGAAUAGGAAGGUCCCCAAAUGCAGCUGGGCUGGCUCAGUUAAGCGAAGUAAUCCUGUAAGAUUUAUAGGAGUCAUUCAACUAAAAUUUAUUCGCAGAAGACCUGUUGGUUUGUUAAAGAUUUUCUUGAUUUACAAAAGUGUUUGCAAUGUAUCUCUCUUGUAUUUUUCCCCCCAUGUAACAUUUUUACAAACCAGUUUCAUUUGUUGAGACAUUAGGAAGAAAAGGGGGAGGGGGGAGAUGGGUGGGCAUGGAGUCGGGUGGCGAUCUUUCUAUUGUACUUACUGUAUGUAGGGUUUGGUGUCAGCAUUGCUUGUGCAGGUUCUUUGCUGUUCGCUUGUCUUCCUUUGGUGGUGAGAGAGGUUGGGGUUGGCCUAGGGUGUGGCUGUUCAUUUGUGGUUGGCUGUGGUGGUCUUUGUUUUCAUGUGUGAGUGGGGUGGGUGGGUGUUUUGGAUCAGGUUAGCCAUAUUGAUUUGUAUGCUGUUGGUGGAUUUUUGUCGUUGUCUUGUUGGGCUGUGUAUGUGCUAAAGGGGAGCCGUACCGGGGUGAAGGUGUCUUCUUCUAUUUGUCCCUGUGUCAGUUUCAGUUUAUUGGUUAAUUUUUCUAGUAAGGCUGUUUCCCAUACUAUUUGGUACCAUUGGUCCAUGCUUACUCCUGACAGGUCUCUCCAGUGUCUAGUUAUGAUGCUUCUGGCUGCUGAAAUUAGGUGGGUUAUGAGUUCUUUGUAGUGUAAGUGGGCAUUCUUGUCUUGGCAGAUGUUUAGUAAGGCCAAUUCUGGGGUGAUUUCUAAUACUUGCUUAGUUAUUUUACUUACUUCUUGUAUGGUUGUUGUCCAGAAUUGUUGGAUUUUGGGACACUCCCACCACAUGUGGAGGUAUGUGCCUAGCAGAAGACCUGUUGAAGUUAAUGGAGCAAAUUUGGGCUCCAUCUGUACUAUCCAUUUAAAGUGGUUUCAACAUUCACAGCUUCUCCCAAAGAAUCCUGGGAACUGUAGUUUGUUAAAGGCACUGAGAGUGUUCGGAGACCUCUAUCCCCAUUCAAUUCCUUGAGAGGUUUAACAAUCAUCCCUCUUCCAGGGAACUCUGAAAACUGUAGAUCUGUGCGGGGAACAGUAGAUCCCUUAACAACUCUCAGCAACUUAGUUGAGUACCACCCACUUAGUCCAAAGUUUAAGAUUAGCUUAACUGUGCCACUGCAUUAAUGUGCUAUAUUCCUAUGUGUUUGUGCACUUCUUUGUGCUUAUAAAUAGCCUGUCUGACACACCGAAGUUUUGGUUGCAUGCUUGGGUGUGACCAGUUCACAGACCCAAAAUUUUGAACUUGCUUGGAUUUCACAACACUGAAGAUUUAGUGUACUGAUGUGUACACAGUGUGCCCACCGGAGCCAGGGACUGAGUAUACGCCAUACAUUUAAAGCCGUUUUGCCUCCUAAAGAAUCCUGGGAACUGUAGUUUGUUCAGGGUGCUGGGUUGUAGCUCUGUAAGGGAUAAACUACAGUUCCCAUGCUUCUUUGGUGUCUGUGCUUUAAAUGUAUGUUGCAUGUGCAACAAGUCUCUGCCUCCAACACAGAUUCACGCCACAGAUUCCAUAUUGUUUGCUUGGCUUUCGGUGUUUUCAGAAGCUUAGUUAGUUUGGGGACAAGUGCGGGGAGAGGCAGUGCUCCUCUCAGGAAGUUGUUCUGCCUGGCGUUCACCCUUAACUUAUCAGCCCUGUCACAGAGAUCUGUCCCAUAGUAAAUGUGAAUGUUUUUACAGGAUACAGAUAAGAACUGUGCAGUGCCCAAAAAAUGGCUCCAGUAUUUAUUUCGUCGUUGUUGUUGUUAUUCUUUUAAAGCUAUAUCUUUCAGCCUCUCUUGCUAAGGCUUUGUGCAAACUGUACCUUUAAAGCACAUUCGAAGCCCAUUCUUCCCUCACAUACUUCUGGGCACUGUGGUUUGUGAAGGGUUGCUGAGAAUUAUAACUGAAAGAUUGAUAGAAGAGUUCAGUGCAGUUGUUGCUGGACUAUAACUCUCAUCAGGCAAUUCACUUUGCAUUUAAAAGCGAAUCCAUCAAAUCUGAAACAACACGUGAACCUAAACGCAGCUAUUCUUCGAAACCAGACCAUGUUUACAAUCAUUUUUUCUUUAAAAAUUCAUAUAUUAGAGGAAAGUGUACAUAAAAUUAAUAUAUUAGUGUAAAUAACAAAGAAAAAUGCAUUGUAUUAGGGGAAAUUGCUUGCAAAGAUGUGUAUUUAGUCAAAACUGCAUAUUAAAAAGUGUGUAUUAGGAGAAAUGCUGGCACAUUAUCACAAUGAUUUUUUUUUUAAUCGCAAAUUUCUGCAAAAUGUGGAGAACUAAAUUUAAGUUUUGAAAAAUGAGAAACAGAGAGAACUGAAAUUGACAUGUUUUGCUGAAACUAAGCAGGUCUUGGUAUAGUCAGUGCUUACAGAGGAGACUUCCUAGGAGCAAAAAGUAUGCUUGAGUUCCAUGAAAGAAGGAAGAUGGGAUAUUGAAUAGGUAAACUCAGAUUUUCAGCGUAGGGCUGCUCCUUAUGCAGAGUCCGUGAUCCGUCGAGCUCAGUAUACAAGGGGUGUGCAAUUUCUUUGCCCCUGAGAGCCAGUUGCAGGCAACAGUGGUUGCUGGAGAGCAACCCAUCAGUAAAUUGAUAUAGUAUUACUGGUCUACCUUGCAGGAGUGUAGUAAAGAUUGCUGGCAGCACCUCUGAAGCACUACAGCUUCACUUAUCUUAACAAAUCAUAAUUAAGGUACCAAAGGUUGGGUUUCAUGGUCCAUUCUCUUAACAAUGCCCUUGGUUGGUGGAUCUCUGGGUUCUAGUAGAAAAACAAAGUACACCCCACAAUACUAAAACCAGUCUAGACCUGACAUAAGCGGUGUUCAAUAUCAUAUUUAAUAAGUGUACAUUUUGUGCACCUGUGAACAUAGUGGUUGAGCUGGGUGCUCCUGUACAUGUAACAUUCAAGUACUUUCACACAAACACUUGUCCACAUGUAGGGACAACUUGUCCCUCUGUUCAGUGUAACAUGUGAAUGAGCCUAUAUUGGGAAAGUGGGAAGUUGCCAGGUGACUGUUUCUUUUCUUUUUCUUCAUUUUCUGAAAAUAAGUUUCUAUACCUUAGUGUUGUACAGGAGAGUGGUUUCAAACUAAAGCAGGCUAACAUGAUUGUGCGAAGUUAUUGCCACAUCAAAUCUCAAGAGUUCAAAGAGGGUGUUGUUGUGGGGAAAACACAGAUUUGAUCUCUGGAAAAGAUGAAUAGGCUCCUUAGCUUCACUAAUGAAAAGAAACAGAAAUAAAAAGAUGGGGAUUAUGGAAAACUUUAGUGUAUUAUUUCCUCCACACCUUCCCUCUUGAGGUUUUCCCUGGCCAGUGUGCAGACUCCCUUCCUGUUGGACUACAAUACCAAAACACUGUCAUUCGCCUUCCAGGUUUCCCAACCAAGAGUUCUGUGUAUUUUCCUUUAUCUCACUUCCCGAGGCCCUGACAGCCGCAGGCCAAGAAGAUAAUGUUUUGCCACAAUAGACUGGCAAAGAACACCAAGGGCUUUCAGUAUUGCUUUCACCCCUGAUACAGCUCCCACCUAAGGAAACGGAAGCAAUGUACGGUUUCAUUUGAAAGCAAGAGAAAGAAAAUAAAUAAUGCCAGCUUCCAGCUAAGCGGCACCUCCCAGGGUUUGAGAUGGGGUGGGCUUAGCCUGGUGAUCUGUUCAUGAGAGCUACUCAGUGGUGACUGCUGUCUGUUGCGCCUGGGGUGGGGGGCAAGGGGCAUGGCAGCUGGUGGCAGGAUAAGGGCAGAUCCACACCAUGCAUUUAAAAUACAUCCAACACACGUCCAAAGCACAUGGCUUCCCUCAAAGAAUCCCAGAAACUGUUACGGGCACUGCCCCUCACAGAGCUGCAAUUCACGGCACCCUUAACAAACAACAGUUCCCAGGAUGCUUUGGGAGAAGUCACAUGUUUUAAAUGUAUGGUGUGGAGUCCUGCUUGACUCAGGAAUAACAACAAGCAAAGCUAAAGGCGUAAUUUGCUGCUGCAACAAAACAGCUCCCAAAACCCAUUUCAAAGUGGUAUGAGAUUUGGCGACUGGUAACUUGCUCAAGAAUCGGAGUCUAGGCUACAGUUCUGUGCAAGUUUGCAUUGGAGUAAGCCUCAGUGGAACUUUCAUCUGAGUAGCUGCAUAGGGAUGAGUACCAUGUCCCAGCAAUGACUCCGUUUCUCAGGUAGCUGGAGAAAGAGAGCUAGGCUGCUACACUUUAGUUGUGUAGAGGAGUGCAUUUCAGUAGCUGCAGCUUGCAUAACAAGCUACAGCGUCCAAGAGUUCAUUCUUCCAUAAAUCCAUUAAAAUUGCAGGAGCCACCUGUCCUAUUUGCAUCUGGAACCCGUCUUUCUCUCCCUCACACACUCAAUUCCUGCCUUCAUCUGUUCCCUCGCUCCAACAUAGUAAUAUUAUGCAUGCUUACAUGGACGUGGGUGGCACUGUAGGUUAAACCAUAGAGUCUAGGGCUUGUCGAUCAGAAGGUCAGUGGUUUGAAUCACCACAACAGGGUGAGCUCCCGUUACUCGGUCCCUGCUCCUGCCAACCUAGCAGUUCGAAAACACCUCAAAGUACAAGUAGAUAAAUAGGUACCGCUCUGGCGGGAAGGUAAACGGUGUUUCCGUGCACUGCUCUGGUUUGCCAGAAGGGGCUUAGUCAUGCUGGCCACAUGACCCAGAAGCUGUACGCCAGCUCCCUCGGCCAGUAAAGCAAGAUGAGUGCCGCAACCCCAGAGUCGGCCAUGACUGGACCUAACGGUCAGGGGUCCCUUUACUUUUACCUUUACAUGGAAAUAAGACCCACAGAACUGGACUGACAUCUGAGUACAUGCCCAUACAUGUACAUAUUAUGUGAAAAUUUAAUUCUAGUUGAGGGUGCAUUCAUCUUGAUUUGUUUGCAGGAGCAUUAGAUAGUGGUUGCAUAUACAACAUACAUACAUGUAAAGUACUUUUAAAGCACAUGACUCUCUCCCCCCCCCCCCCCAGAAUCCUGGGAACUGCAGCUUACUCCUCACAGAUCUAUAGUUGACAGAACUCUUAGAAAACUAUAGUUGCCAGGAUUUUUUUUAGGAAGGUCAGUUGUUUUAAAUGUACAGUGGUACCACUGGUUAUGUACUUAAUUCAUUCCGGAGGUCCGUUCUUAACCUGAAACUGUUCUUAACCUAAAGCACCACUUUAGCUAAUGGGGUCUCCUGCUGCUGCCGUGCCGCCACCCCACAAUUUCUGUUUUUAUCCUGAAGCAAAGUUCUUAACCCGAGGUACUAUUUCUGGGUUAGCGGAGUCUGUAACCUGAAGCAUAUGUAACCUGAGGUACCACUCUACUUUAAAUGUAUUUAUUAAAUUUCUAUACUGCCCUUCAUCUGAGGAUCACUGGGCAGCUUAAAAUAUAAAAACACUAAAAUACAUACCAUAAUAACAAACAGGUUAGAUGAUGUUGCAUCAAAACAAGUGUUAUCCCACACUUUCCAAUGCAUUUUCUCCAUCACUUUCCUUAUUGCAAAAAGUCCAAUGUUGCAGAGAAGUGUGUUUGUUGCAGAAGAUCUCUCCAUCAGCUAUAACUAUGCAACCUGUAUUUGCUGGUAUGUGAAUGAAUCCCACCCAGAAAUACUAACAUUGCACCCUUAAUCUCUGCCUCAGGUUUCCUCUGGAGCUAAUGUAGUGGUAAAAAACUACUGACAUUUAAAUCUCACCUCUCCUGUGGCCAGCACCUCUCUCAUCCCUUUCUCCAAAAUACUGGGAUACCGACACUGACCUUCUUUAUGGCAUUACUAUGAUGGAUGUAAAGUGAGAGGAGGUGAACUCUCCAUCCCUGGGGCUAUUUGAGCAAAGAGAGAGCAGUCACCUUCCAAGGAUGCUGUAGUUGUAUCUUGUACUUCAAAUCCUGCAUUAAAUGGGGUGUGUAGAUUUGAUUACCUCUAAGCAGUGCUAUUUUUCUGGAAAAAGAGGUGCCAGAACUCACCAUAAACGCCUCCCUUGUUCUCUUAUAAUGGCAAUGGUGCCCACUUAAGAGGUGCCGGAACUGAGUUCCAGCAAGUUCCAGCUGUGGGGGACCCUGCCUCUAAGGCCCCAUUCAGCUCUAAAAUUUUAAGUUCUGUGAACACCCAACACUAAAUAAAUAAAGCAUUUUUAACCACCAUUUUCCACAAAGCAGCUGCCAGCAUGAUCGGAGACUUCUCUGUUGCAUGUGCACCAUAUAAUGCAGAAAAGUAGCUGUUUAGAACUGCCAGAAUCUUUCCUUGUCGUGUGUGUGUGUGUGUGUGUGUGUGUGUUGUGAAGCUCCUCUCAUAGAGGGAUGGCCAUUGAGUGCUUCCCAUUCUGCCUCUAACUGCAGGCUGGCUUAGAUGGAGAGAACAUUGGGAACUGCCCCUUCUGCCAAAGCCUCUUCAUGGUCUUGUGGCUCAAAGGCGUCCGGUUCAACGUGACAACAGUUGAUAUGACCAGGUAAGAGGAUGGAGGUGGACCUCUGCAUCCUUCAUGCUUCACAAAAGAUUAGAGAAAUUCCAAGACCUGCAGUUUGGCAGCAUCUUUAUUAGGAACAUUUUUAAAAUAUAUAUAUAUAUCACACAUAAUAGUGAACAAGCUUCUGAGUUCUCGAGAAUUGUUAAUCAGGCAGAACUGGUUAAACAAAGCAGAGAGGUGGGUGGCUGGGGGAAGAAAGGAAAAAACAAGAUUUUUGUAUUGUAGCCAUAAGGUCUGCAUCUUUCUAGAUGAAACUUCUUUUAAAGUCUGUGCAUCUAUCUACACACACACACACACUCUGUCUGUCAUAGAGGCAAACAUCUAUUCCAGUCAGGCAAAAACACUCAAGGAUGAUGCAAAGCUGUUUUGGUGGGGGUGUCAACCUGGAAAGUGGGUGUGGCCUGGGGAUAACCCCAAAGGCCAGAUAGAGUGGCCUGGAGGGGUGCAUUUGGCCCUCAGGCCUGAGGUUCCCUGCAAUCCACAGUUAACUUUUGGGAUGUAGGGCCACUGUUGCAGUGAUAGCCACAUGGAGAUAGAUGCACAGUCUUUAAAAGAAACUUAGAGGAGUGGCUGCUAGCCAUGAUAUCUAAAUGGAGCCUCCAUUUAGGCACCAAUAUAGGCAGAAUACCUCCAAUAUAGGCAGAAGGAGACUCUUUUCCUUUUCCUUUCCUUCUGCUGUUGACCCCCAUUGUUUAGGAAACCUGAAGAGCUAAAAGACCUGGCCCCUGGGACCAAGCCUCCGUUCAUGGUGUUCAACAAGGAGCUGAAAACAGACUUCCUGAAGAUUGAAGACUUUCUGGAGCAGACUCUUCCACCACCCAAGUACCUCAAUAUUUAACAUCUUAGGCUCCUUUCAUUUCCUCCUAGCUACAUAUCCCUCUGAAAAUGUUAGCCCCUUUGCCCUGAUUUCAGAUGUUAUUUCGGUUGUGCAGAAAAAGCACUUGAUGCAUGUACAGAGGCACUCUCUUCUUCAUGUGCAAUGCCAGGUGCUGAGGCAGAAUCCUGUUGCAUUUUCCAUGCACAAUGUAGAGAAACUGCCUUCCUCUAAUCGAUCACUUGUAAAAGCUGCAUCCUGUCAAUUCAAACCAAGCAGGGCAAUUCAAGCUGUAGUCUUAUCUAUUGGGUUAUUUUAUCUGUUUGACUGUCCCUUUCACUCUGACCGAAUGUGCAAUGCUCCCUAAAUGAACCAGGAGGAUAGGUUUUGCAACCACCACCUUUGGCAGGGCUUCAAGUGUCUUUAACAGCUGUGAAGCACAUAGAAAGGCAUUGAAUAAAGUAUUCCCUAUCAUGGUGCUGUCACUGAGGGAGAAAGCUGCAUCUGUUGAGGUUUUACCUGUGCUGCCAUGGUUAAAGGGACAGGAGCCUUAUUACCUGCAGAUGAGGGGCUGUGGGAUGCUGGCAGUGAGGAACAGAUAAAAAAAGGCUGGUCACAGCUGCACCAUGCAUUUAAAACACUAUUCUCCCACUUUAAUAGAUGUGGGGAAUCCUGGGAACUGUACUGUGUUACGGGUGCUGUUAAUAAGCUACAGUUUGCAUGGAUGGUAAAGUGGUAUAACAGUGCUUUCAGUGUAUGGUGUGGAUGUGACUAGAAUCAGGAACUUGCAUCAAUCAGACCUUGGAAAUAAACACGGCUUGUGCUGCAUGCUCUACCCUUUUUAUAAACAGUAGAGGUAUAAAUAGAUUUAUUUAUAACACACCAUAUAAAAGCACUCCUUCGUCCAAAGAAUAGCUCAACAUUCUAUUGUUGGGGAAAGGAGAAUAAGGCACUAUUAUAUCAGGCUCCUCCCAUGUACCGUAGGAAGCCCAUGGCAGCCCUUACAGCGUCUAUUUUCUUUAGGCCACUGGGAAAUGGUUGUGCCAUCAUAAUCAUUUGUGUUUCGAGAAAGAUAUAAGGGUGCAGAAGCAACCACACAGGCAGGCCUUGCUAGCCCAACACGUAAUGUCAGUCUACUUAGAAUUUUUUUAUUUAGGAAAUCCAGCUCCCCAGGUGAAACCAAAAAUUCAUUUCUGAGUGCUUCCAAACACCCUGUUUAUGGAGCAUUCACCCCAAUAUGUAUGCACAGAGAUUAGCCAAUGUUGGCUACUUAAUGAGCAUCCAUCUUGCUUUGUUUGUAGGGAGGUCAGAUGACGUUGCAUCAGAGUAAGUGUUGUCCUACACUUUCCAGUGCAUUUCCCCAUUCCUUUCCUUACUGCAGAAAGUCUGAUCUUUCAGAGAACCAGUUACACAGCUUGAUUUUGCUGGUAUGUGGUUGAAUCCCACUAAAAAUUAGCAACGGUCUGCAAGUGCCCCCACCCUUUUCCUGUUGUUUUUGUUUCUGUCCUCACAAGACAAAAAUGGUUUUUGCCUCCACCAUGGCAGGGAUGUGUGACUCAAGGCAGGGCCUGCCCUACCACAAGGCACAGUGAGGCUACUGCCUCAAGCAGCAGACACUGGUGAGCAGUGGCAGCUGCUCUCUGGUUGUUCCCUCCAAAUCCACUGGCCAUUCUCGUCUGAUGAGGGGGCAGAUGGGUACAUGCUUCUUGGCCUGUUAUGCCCCCCCCCCACAAGCUGAUUUGAUGCCUUCAGGUGUACUGAGAGGAUUCUGGCCUGUCAUCAGGGCUGAAGUAAUAAGAAUCAGUUGCCAAUCUAGUUAGAUUCUCUACAAGGAAUGCAGAGGGGGCAUCAUUUUGUCCUUUGCCUUUGGACUAGUGAGUUCCACCAUCCUUGAUCCUUGGCCAUGCUGGCUGGGGCUGAUGGGAGUUGGAGUGCACAGGUUUCCCAUCCCAAAAAUUCCCAACCCCUGUACAGAAGGCGACAGCAACAGAGUCCAGAGCGACACAAUUUUAGCUCCACUAGGAUGCUCACCAACGUGAUAGCUGUGUCUUUCGGAAUGUGAAAUGAACAUAUGCAACUAAGCAACGACCUCUUGCAGGGGGUGGAGUGGCCGUGAUUUUGGCCUCCUGUUGAGAGACAGGGACUGCUUGUAAAACCCAUCUGUUUCCCCACCAGGAUCGGGGAGGAAGUGUAUUGGCUGGAGAGAUUAAAAAACAAUAAAGGGAAGUUCUCUAUCACUGCAGGGAAGAGGGGGGGGGGCGUUGAGGAGGAGAGAGAAGGACACAGAGAGCCCCAAAGAAAGUGGAAGAGGCACAAAGAAGGUUGCAAAUGGGAAGACUACAUCCAUGCCCCAGUGUUCAGUUGUAGGGAUGCAAUGGCAGGGCUGUUCAAGAAUUUAUUUCCACCCCCACUCCCUUAUGGGGUCUCUUUGCUCUUUAAAGGACUGUACAUCCAUAGCCAAGCCAAGGGAAACAAGAGAGCUAAGGAUAGGAGCAUAGCCAAGAUGCAGUCAUAGUUGGCACGUGCUGUCUCAAUUCUCUGGCCACAGCUGCAGUAAACAGGAGGCACUUUAAAGGACUAAUGCUGUGCAAAGGGUCUCCCUUGCAAUCAGUCGCAAGCGCAAGAGAAACGCAGAUGCUUUGCUGGCCAGGGCUGAUGGGAGCCGGAGUCCAAUGACACCCAGAGGGCCACAAGUACUGUAUCCCAGCUCUAACCACUAGGCUGCAAUGGUUCUUAACUUCUUGGGGAGAAAGAAAGUGUAUGCCAUUCUGAAUCUAAUCUUUCAGGUGUCACAUGAGAGUAUGCCCAGAGAACUAUGCUGUUUUCAUGUUCCACAUUCCUUUGUUGUAAAAAAAAGAAGAAAGCCCAAAAGACACUUUGGUGUCAAAAUUUCAGCUAAAGACACUAAGGCAUACCAUAUAUUUAAAGCAUGUUUAAACCACGUGAUACUCCCUAAAGGAUCCUGGGCACUGUUGUUUACUAAGGGUGCUGGGAAUUAUAACUCAGUGAGGGACAAACUGCCGUUUCCAGGAUUCUUUGGGGGAAACGAUGUGCUUUAAAUAUAGCUUUAAAUAUAUGGCGUGUCCACAGCCUAAAAGGUCAGUGCCAAGGGCUCGAAGGAAAUGCAAAGUAUUACAGCAGUACCCUCUGCUGGUUGUAAGUUGCAUUGCUGGUACCUACAAGCUUUUCUCUUCCCACAAACCAGCACCAGCAGGGCUUUUAAAGCUGUGCAGAGGCUGAAUGCUCAGCAAAAUGCCAGCCCUGCCUGAUCAAGUUUUGUUGCCUACUAGCAAAGCUUAUUUUUACAAGGUCAGCAUCAUUGGGCUCCCAGUAGUGGUCCAUCACUGGCAACCCCUAGAGUCCUCUGAUGUUCCUCCUCCUUGAUUUUGCUGCCUGCUCGCCUGUCUUCUCUAAAGCAGGAAGCAGGAGGGCUGAGCAAAGAGGAGGAGGAGGAGGAGGAGGAGGAGGAAGAGGAGCAUCCUUUUCAGUGGUGAUGCAAAUUGGGCCCAAGGGGUCCCUUGCGGGUUUCCUAUGACCACUGCAAAAACGGGAUGCAGAACUAGAUGGCCCACUGGCCGGCCUGGUGCAGCAGCAGGGCUUUUUCUUAUGUCAUUUUGACAACACAAGCCAGCACACAGUGGCAAAAACAAUGGGGAGGUGGAUGCCCAGACAGCGGUGGCUGAAGGCAUCUUGUCCAGGACUUACCCUCCCUGCAAAACUGAAGACAACACUUCCACUUAGAUACAGGAUUUCUCUGUACCAUCUCAACAGUUGACAUGAAGCUUCAGGGUUUAGCGUGCCUCUUAGAGUCUUCAGAAUGAGGUGUAAAAUCUUAGUGGGGAGAAGCCAGAAUCAGGGGGGCAGGUUGUUUUCUGCUUAGCUUGAGAGAUAACACUGUUUACUCAGCUACCAGGUAUUUCCUAUUACCUGCCAGGUUCCACCUCCUGUUUCUGCUGGGUACCACUAGCCUCCACCGCUACUCUACCAGACUCUGCCCCUUUUUACCCUACUGAGGUUUCAGAGACCUUGUGCUGUGCUCAGUUGUAUGCCAUGUCUCUAGAAUACCUUGUUAUGGUGUCCAGAAUUGUGUCUCUUGUUCUUUCAAGCUCUUAUGAGAUGGGGUUCGAGACAAUAAUAUAAGCAAGUGGCUGGUUCAAUGGAAGCAUGAGAGUUCUGAGUUAUUUUCCUGCACAUCUAAAUUAACUCUGUGCUUCUAAUUAAGAUACCCCCGGCUCACCCCACAAAACCAGGAUUCUAUGGCUGUUGGCAGGAACAUUUUUGCCAAGUUCUCUGCGUACAUCAAGAACCCCCACAAGGAAGCAAACAAAAGUAAGAUUAUUAAAUUUAUUUCCUUUGGGAAAUAUCUAAAAUGAAAUAAGCAAGGACAAUACAUAGGAGUGAUGCUAAUUGUAUUAUCAUAUUCAUAAGAGGGGACUCGAUAAUCUGGGAGUCAUGGCAUUUAUUUUAGGGGGGCAGGCUUCAUGUUAGCGGGGACAGAACCGAGUUAUCUGUGAUGCAAUUGGUCAGUUAGCUAAGUAUUUAAAUUUAUUUAAUUGAAUUUCUCCUUCCCAAAAUGAUACACGAACUAAAAUACCGCUGUCUUUUGCCAUGUGCACUUAUUCAAAUUUUGUGAUGCCACUUUUCCAACCAAACAAUGUUUACAAAAAUGCACAUAUUAGGGCAUAAAAACAAAUAUAUUAGUGAGAAUCAUAUUCAAAAGUGCAUUACAGAAGUCUGUACAUGAGUGAACACUGUGGGCAAAAAAUGUGUUUACAAGAAUAAAUUUGCACUAAAAUCCAGAUUAAUUUUUAAUUGGUUCUAAUUUUUAAUUGGUUUUAAUCACCAAAUUGCCUGUACCACCUGCCCUGCCACCUCCACUGAUGGCAGAGAAGUGGCACUAGCAUCAGCACUGAUUUGGGGUGAGAUCUCAGUGAGAUCUUAUCUGAUUUUGGCAAUAUCUUGCCUGAAAUUGGCAAGGUGUCAGCCAACAUCAGUGCUGAUGCAGGCACCACUUCUCUGCCACUGACGGAAGCAAUAAAAGGGUUGCCACCUGGAGGGCUUCCACCACCUGCGGUGGGAGCCACACCCCAUCUAAUGGCUGGACCAGCCCUGAUGGUUAAGCAAAACUGGAAGCAACAAGCAUCCCCAUUCUCCUCCUGGCUGUGCCGGGGUGGACAGAAGGAAAGGUGUUUGUGCGAGCCCAAGGCUUUCCUAGGCUUGUUCAUGCCAUGCUGAGCUAUGGUAUAGCUUGGCAGCCAAAUGUAGCCAUUAUCUUGCCCAUAUGCAAAGCCCUUAAAAUAUAACAGUGUUGACAUAUUUCAGGGCAGUCCAUCAAUCAAUAGAUAAAAUUGGUUAGAAAGCAAAAGCGAAAUGAUGGACUAAAACUGUUUAAAUUGGACAAACACUUAAAUUCGUGGCUGGUUCUUACGAUUCAGAUAUGGAAAAGGCUUUGUUGAGAGAAUUCAAGCGCCUGGAUGAUUAUUUAAGCACUCCACUCCCAGAGGAAAUUGACCAAGAUUGUGCAGAAGAUGUGCUGGUCUCCAAGAGAAAGUUCCUAGAUGGGAAUUGGAUGACAUUAGCUGAUUGCAACCUGCUUCCCAAACUCCACAUAAUCAAGGUGAGUACAUUUCCCAAUAUACUAAGCUGAUGAUGUCUGUUCCAGAGAUCAAGGCUCAGUUCUCCAAGCGGCUGCUUAUGGGUAGGGAUGCAAGAAGGCAUUUCCCGUUCUGCCCCAUGUUUAUUAUUAUUGUAUUUUAUUUUAGUUAUUAAAUUUAUAUACCACCUUUUCCUCCAAGGAGCUCAGGGUGGUGUACUUGGUUCACCAAUCUGCAUUGCAUCCUCACAACAACUCCACGAGGUCAGUGGGGCUAGACAGUGACUGGCCCAAGGUCACCCAGUGAGCUUCACGGCUAAGUGGGGAUUCGAACCCUGGUCUCCCAGGUCAGAGUUCAACACUCUUAUACACCACAUCUGUCACUUACAGCACUGUUUCUGUUCCACUGCAGCUUGUCUUCCACCCAAGAUGUUGCUUGAUUGCAGCCUUGACUUGAGAUGGGCUAAAUAUUUGUCACUAGACCACAGGAUCAGAAUUUCCCAAAUGCUGCCAUACAACAAACAAGGGCUGGGAAGGGCCUUAGCUCAUUGGCAGAGCAUCUGCUUUCCAUGCAGAAUGUCCCAGGUUCAGUCCCCAGCAUCUCCAGGAAGGACUAGGAAUGUCCUCCCUCUGAAUCCCUGGAGUGCCACUGCCAGUUAGUGCAGGCAGUAUUGAACUAGAUAAACCAAUGGUCUGACUCAGUUUAAAGCAUCUUCCUGUGUUCCUCUAUGUAAGCUAAAGCACAGAGAGACUGUUGUCAACUUCUGUCAAGGUCACGCUCUCUACCUUAACUACAUCUGGCAUCGACAUGCAGCUGGCCAGGCCCACACACUCCAUCAGGGCCCACCAGUGCUGAUGGCUGCCACAAGCCCCUCUCUGCAGUGGGUUCUGGGAGACUGCCAUUUAAAAUUUCCCAUGAUGCCUUGGAGCGCCCAAUGUUCUGCACUCUGGGCCACUGUAGGCAAUUUAAAAUGGCUGCCUCUUGGAACCAACCAGGGGCAGACAGCUGCACAUUUCCCACUGGAAUUCUACCACCAAGGAAGCUUGCUAAGGUGGGGUGCUGGAUAAUCCUGCCCAGGGAUCAUGCCACACCUGGCACCAGCUUUAAUCACCAAUUAAUUGCCCCAACUUUUCUCUCUCCUGAGCAACACUUUGUGCUUAAGAGGAAAUCAGUCUCCAAUUAUUCUUAUUUCUCUACAUCCAUCCCUUCCCCUCAGAUCGCUGCAAAAAAGUACCGCAACUUUGAGAUCCCCUUGGAGAUGACAGCAGUUUGGCGCUAUCUCCACAACGCCUACGCCCGCGAUGAGUUCAGUCACACCUGCCCAGCUGAUGAGGAGAUUGAACGCACCUAUGCCACUGUGGCCAAGAAGAUGAGCUAAGAGCCAUAUUCCAUUCACAUUGGCUCCUGGCAUUUCCAACUCUCCUUCUCGAGAGGCUCUCGUCAGCGAGUUCUUUUCAUCAUGCUGGCUUCAAGAGACACCCCUCACAUUUGUUCUGGACACUCCACCACACUAGACCUAAAGGAGUUCUUCAAACUUUUUUAGGGAAAAAGAAGUCUCUUCAUUCUGUCUGUUCUGUCACAUCUGAGUGCCUUCUUCCCAUGAUGAGAUGCCCAGAAGUGCUAUACAUUCCACUUUGUGGUGGCAGAAGUAGCUAACAACCCAUGACCUUUGGACAUGGUUGGUAUGUGGCAGUGGUGGGCUGGUGGCCGUUGAGACUAGUAUGGCGGGUAGCUGGGAGGCCAACAGUAGGUGGAGCCAGAGCUGGGAAACAUACACCUGUAAAGUGCCUGCUUGGGGCUGGUGAAGGCAAUCAUCACUAAAGGCUGCCAUUUUCUAACCACAACACUCCAGGUUCCCCUUUGGCUCCAUCUCAGCUGACAAGACUGUGCCCUAUCUGUGCUGGUUGCCCGCCCCAGUUAAUAGCUAAUGAUACUGUAUGAGGGUAGUAGCAAUGUUUGCAAUGUAAUCAAAUAUACAGGUAUGUACCAUGCACUGGGGAAAACAAUUAAAUAUAUCUCUGGCCCUCCUGUGGCGCAUUGGAUCAGUGCGUCUGGCUGUUAACCAGAAGGUUGAUGGUUUAAGGCCACGCAGGGACAGCUGUGGGAAGGAUCUGUACAUUGCAGAGGAAUGGACUACAUGACCCUCAGGAUCCUUCUAACUCUACAGUUCUAUGAUUCUAAAGGAUAAAUUUUAGAGGAAAAGCUAGGUUUGUUGUAGCAAAACAAAAAACAAACACACAGACAUGUCCUUAUGGCACAUUAAAGAUUUAAGGCAUGUAUUGUUGCCUAAUAAAUGCACCUUGGCCACAGCCCACUUCAUCACACAUAGGAACAUAGGAGGCUGCUUAUUCUGAAAGGUGGGCCAUUGAUCCAUCUUGCUCAGCAUUGUCUGGGAGUGGGUCUUGGGUUUCAGGCAGGAGACGCUCCUAACCCUAUCUCUUCCCAUGAAUGACUCUGGGCAAUCCUUUUGAAAGUAUUGGUACUAAUGCAAGUGGGAGGCAGGCUGCCAUUUACUCUGCUUUGGCCAGGAAGCUAGAGUUGGGCUGCCCGUCAAAGGAGGCAAUAUUACGCUAAAUAGGUAACUAGUCCGGUCUGGUCCGUGUCAGCUGACCAUGGUCCCUUAUGCCACAAUAAUGUGUAUUAGUUUUUCAGGUGCCACAAAGGCACUUGCUGGUGUGCUUGUCUCUCAAGGAAUCUCUUAGCCUUCUUCCAUUGCACUAGAACAAGGAAACUUUCCACUUAAAAAAAUAGAUGUGCCAGUUUACUGUCUAUUCAAAAAACAUUUAUUUUAUAUACAAAUUUAUAAUAAACUUUAUUUUAUAUACAACUUCCACAACUUGGCCUGGAUAUGUGUAUGGAAAAUCAUUGCUGGAGACUGCUUGAGUAUGAUUGCUGCAUCGAGGCAGGGCCGUCUUUAGCAUAUGCGGCGCCAGGGUGCAAAGAUCCACCCAGCGCCACCAUCUUGCUGCUGCCACCACCACUGCCUCCCGAGUAGUAAUAAAUGCUACUUUCACGAAGGGAAGACAGGGGGUACGUGGCUGAGGAAGGGAGGUGCUGCCUUCAUGCAGGGGAGACAGGUGUGUGGCUGAGGAAGGGGGACCCUACAUUCAGGCAGGGGAGACGGGGGUUGUGGGGUGAGGGGGGUAGAUGCUGCCUUCACGCAGCGGAGCCUGGGGGCAAAGGGGAGGCCAACCUGCCGAGCGCCCAGGGCGGCGCUGCACUGCUCCUCCCGGCACCACGCGUGGGCAAAACAGGGCUGGCGCCAUUGCCAUUGUCCCACGAGCUCCACUUUCGGGGGCAGCAGGGGCUUCUCGAGGGAGAUCAGGGCCCGAGGAGUGUGCAGGACAGGUAGCGGCCUCGGCAGGCUGCUCCAGCGGCCCGGGAAGUCAGCCUAGGUGAAGAAAAUGAGCCUUGCCUUCGCCCCACCCCCUGCCCACAGCUGGGACUCCGGAGAGCUCCCACUGCUGCUGCCACCGCUAGCGCCGUUGACCAAGCCCAUCCCCAGCCAUAGCGCUGCUCUUCGGCAAGGAGGCGCCUAGGCAGCUUCAGCGGCAAGCUCUGGUCGCCCACCUGGCACCCCCAGAAUUUGGCGCCAGGGUGCCAUGCACCCCUUGCACUUCCGGGUAAAGACGGCCCUGGAUGGAGGACAGAAUUAGGCAGGCCUUUUAUUGGUUUGUAUCCCUCCUAAUCAGCAAAAUGCCUAACUAAUAGCAACAGCAAAUGAGAAUGCAACACUGUGCCUGGACGGUAUCGCUUUAUGAUGAAAGUUGGAGCAGCAUGCUUAUAUGUUUUCUUAUGAAACCUUUUCCCUCCUCAUCCUUUUUAAAUCAUGAGUCUGGGGACAGGGACUAUGUUUAUGCUUGUCCUCAAUGUGCUGCUUUCAGUCUAAAUUCAUUCUAGAUCCUGUGUGUCGUUACUUGAUACACAUUUGAAAACCCUUCUCUUGAUUAGGUUAUUCUUCCCUGCACGUGCCUCAGGUGAGAGGGGAGCCAACUUGAAUAAAAUAUUGGGGGGACGCAAGUAAGUUCUACCCUGCAUAUUCAAUGUUAAUGUAGAAUCAAUGAGCAAUAGAUUUUUAUUUUCAGAAUGAAACCAGUUUCUUUCCAGGGGCAAGAAAAUAUGCCAUAUAACUAGACUGUUGGUGUGUGGGCUACGUAGAAAAAACAAAUCUGGAGUCUUCACUGAUGCUGAAAUAAAAUGUCAUAUGUUUGCAUCCAGAGACUGACAUUAUUAUUAUUAUUAUUAUUAUUAUUAUUAUUAUUAUUAUUUUGCAGGUUUGUAUGUAUGUGUGCAUGCAUAAGUAAGAGGUUUUUGUCUUACCCCUUUCCCUCCCCUACAUAAAAUUCUUUAUAUUUUGACAUUUGGUUUAUUGGCUAUUAAAGCACAGUUCUGUGGAAAUUCCCACUACAGUCUUCUCCAUGUACUUAAGCCGGCACAGUUGUUAGUAGGUUUCUUUCAGAUUCUUUUUGGCAUGUAUGUGCAGCAUGAAGAAAGUUUCACACAGUCAGUUCACUGCCUUGCAAUUGUUUCUAUGCAGAACAAUUCCUACUGGCAUCCAUGUUCCUGCCCCACUGUGAUAAAUAUAGUGAUCCAAAUAACGCUUAAGUUCAGCCUCCCCAUUACGGCCCCUAUAAAUGACUGGUUUAUUUGAGCAUUCAUCCUGAUUUGCUUGUACACAGUUUGUGCAGAGGUUAGAUUAUAGCCAGUUCUUUAUUGAGCAUUGCACAACCAAAAUUAGCUGAAGGCAAGACCAUGGAAACAGGCAGCAAUGCAAACGAAAAGACAAUAAUCCCAGUAAUAAAUACAGAAAGAUUUUAAUCAGUACAACAAGGAAAGACAACACAGGCUUGCUGUCAUGGGGGUCAAUGAAGUAGGUCAUAUUAAUGCAGAAGGAUACAGGAUGAGGGAAUAUGUUGUCCAAAAUCAUUAUUGUUUGGGGUCUUGCUUUGGAUAAUCACCCCAGUCUAAACAGUUGUGGGGGUGGGGAACAGGGCAUGAGAUCUUCACUCCCUUACACAGCAGGGCCUAUAGACUGGCAUCAUUACCCACAGUGGUCAAAUGGGACAGACUAUGACUUUACUUGCUCCCCAGGUGAGUAAGCAUUCUAUGGCAGACGCCUUGCAGCACUUGGGGAACAAACCAUCACUUGCAAUUAAGAAUAGAUGAAUCUUAUCAACUUCAGUUUCUCAUUCACCCCACCCCCCAAAUCUUCAGUUCAGUUCUCUGUAUUUCCACAUUAAGUUUGUAUUAUUGUUUUUUUAACAUGAAAACCCACCAGCAUUUUAGUGAGGAUUUAUCCUAAUAUGCCCAUUUGUGUAUACAAAUUUUAUAUGAAGCAACUUCCCCCUUUAUUAUGCCUAUUUGCAUUUUAUUUUCACCGAUAUAUGCAUUUCUAUGCACAUUAUGCCCUAAUAUAUGCAUUUAUGUACCCUGGAGAACUGGACUGCAAAAUUCAGAGAAACGUGGCUUUUGAAGGUUGGUUGUAUUUCUUUUCAGAGAAAGUGCAUAUUAGAUAGGUUUGACUUUUAAUGUGAAUUGAAUCUAAUUGAUACCGAAACCCUACCAUUGUAAUAAGAAAUUAGUGAGCAGGUUAGGGGAGGAAGAGGUGGUACAAAACGCACCUCCAACUCCUCCUCUGUGUCAAGCAUACAAUUGGCCUGCCAGAGGAAAGAACACACAUUUCCUUUACAGCCAGAAUAGAAAUGCCGUGGGUUGCUGAAAGAGGGAGCUCGCUCUCUUUCUUCUCUGCCAGCCUCUAGAAGGGUAAAGAAUACAGCUCUGCAGACUAAUAAAUUUUGUGGGCUUAUUUUCAAGGCAGUCUUAAAACAAUUAGGUUGUAUCCAACUAAGGUCUAUUCAGAGUACGUCCAUGGAAAUGAAUGAGCCUAACAUAGUUAUGUCUAGUAACUUCAAUGGAGCUACCCUGAUUAGAACUAGUACUGGAUACACCCCAUUGUUAUUUUAUGAAGUGGUGUCUGCUUGCAUCCAAGCAGUGCUAAACAUUGCAGAGGCCAUUCAUCCCAAUGUCACUAUCUUAAUGGUAUUAAUAAUUUAUAUGCAUGUAAUUUUAUUAAUUUUAAAAACUGCUGGUUUUAUUCUGAUAAAUGUUAUGCCUACUCCAUUUUAAAGUUUGCUUUUUCUGAUGAAUAUUUUACAUUGUUUUUAUGAAAACAGCCUAUGGUUUUUUUGUGGAUUAAGCAGC
Messenger RNA from Podarcis lilfordi (Lilford's wall lizard), 19681 nucleotides. The record is from the annotation of a GenBank genome assembly. NCBI's taxonomy places the organism in Eukaryota, Metazoa, Chordata, Lepidosauria, Squamata, Lacertidae.